UCCUUCAACACCAACCCUCCACCGACUGCCGUUCUUCCUCUCUAUCUCUUCUCACGCUCUCCAUGGCUAAUUUUCUGAGCUAUGUUCUGUUCCUGGUGCUCCGGACGUUUGCUGCACCGCCAGAGUACAUCCAAGUGUGGCCCGGCGGAUCGACGUCAGUCCCAAGAGAUCUGGGCAACGAUACGGUCGGCCCUUCUUUAGUUCCCCCUCCAGGAACAAGCAAACACGCUCCUCACAGCAUCAUCAUCGGCGUGCGGAAAGGAGGCACCAGAGCAUUGCUAGAAAUGCUGGAUAUCCAUCCCGGAGUGGCGGCGGCCGCCACUGAAGUUCACUUCUUCGACUGGGACGAGAACUACGCCAAAGGCUUCGAAUGGUACCAGGACCAAAUGCCCUAUUCGUACCCAAAUCAGAUCACCGUUGAAAAGACGCCGGGGUAUUUCACAUCUCCGGUGGCGCCUGCGCGGAUUCAUGCUAUGAACUCUUCCAUCAGACUCUUGCUGAUCUUGAGAGAUCCGACGGAGAGAGUCAUAUCGGACUAUACGCAAGUCUACUUCAACCGCUUGGAGAACCACAAACCCGUACAAGCCAUCGAGAACAUGCUAGUCAAGAACGGCGCGCUAAACACGCGCUACAAAGCCAUCCAGCGCAGUCUUUACGAUGUCCACAUGAGGAACUGGCUUCAGCACUUUCCUCUGGAGCAGAUCCACAUUGUGGACGGGAAUACGCUGAUCCACGAUCCCUUUCCGGAGCUCCAGCGAGUCGAACGCUUCUUGCAUCUGCCGCCUCGGAUUGUGGCGUCCAACUUCUAUUUUAACCAGACCAAAGGCUUCUACUGCAUUCGCAGUGAUGGCCAGGAGAGAUGCCUGCACGAGUCGAAAGGACGUCCGCAUCCGCCUGUUAACAGCACUGUGUUGCGACAGCUGCGUCUGUACUUGCGCCAACACAAUCGGAACUUCUACCGACUUAUAGGACGUACCUUUAACUGGCAGUAGUGGGAGGGGCUGGAAUCAGCCAAUCACAGCCCAGCUGAGGGACUGAUUGACAGCUGACGGACCGUAGAAACCACUCCUCCUUUGGACACAUCUCUUAAAUGCCUUCCAGCUGCUUUUAUAGGGAUAGUUCUCCCAAAAAUUCUAAUUCACUGUCAAGUCUAUACAAGAUGUAGGUUAGUUUUUUCUUCAGAAGAGAGUAAAGAAGA
This is a messenger RNA of Carassius carassius (crucian carp), 1198 nucleotides long. RefSeq names its product heparan sulfate glucosamine 3-O-sulfotransferase 1-like. The record is from RefSeq and is a predicted model, not a curated record. Gene Ontology annotation, molecular function: [heparan sulfate]-glucosamine 3-sulfotransferase activity. Bases 63 to 992 code for a protein of 309 amino acids. The transcript has a single exon. Lineage: Eukaryota; Metazoa; Chordata; Actinopteri; Cypriniformes; Cyprinidae.